CCAGGCUGAAGGGAAAACAAAGGGCUUGCAUGUGCUGCAGGCAGUACUAGCUCUACAACUGCGUGACUGCAAUCCAGUCUGCUCACCGAAACACGGACUGUUAUUAAACGACAGGGAGAGGACGGCUGGCGGGGGAGUUGAUGCGACAGAUUCGUGUCUUGGGGAAGUUUUGAGCUUGACUUUGUGUCUGGAAGACUUUUGGGGAAGUUAAAGUUUAGGGGCACGCACGCUGCUGUGAGGUUACCAUGCUGUGUGCAGGGAGGAGGCGGCGUGUUUGUGUGUCUAAAAGCAUGCAGGAGAGGAAGCGCCUUUCACUUUUCUGUGUAAAAGCUGCAGAUUAGUCCACGCACGGAAUUGCAGCUGCGCCGGUCCCGAACGCUGCUUAAUGCUGGGGGUUGGUGCGGACGCUUUAAAGGGCUCUUCGCAGCGGUCCCUCGGCUGUGUGUGUGUGUUUAUGGGAGGUCUGUAGGGUUCCCUUUGAAGUCGAACUGUUGCCAUGUUUGAAUUACGUCAGGGUGAAGCCAUGAGGAACCAGCUCCAACCUCUCCGCAGCGGUAGCAGCAAGCGGCAGCAGCUCAGUGUAGGAUGAGGCUCCAGCAGAGAAGAAAAAAUGUUUGGUUUCCAUAAACCAAAGAUGUACCGGAGUAUAGAGGGUUGCUGUAUCUGCAGAGCAAAGUCUUCCAGCUCUCGUUUCACUGAUAGUAAACGUUAUGAAAAAGACUUCCAGAACUGCUUUGGGCUCCAUGAAGUCCGCUCAGGAGAUAUCUGCAAUGCGUGUGUCCUUUUGGUGAAAAGAUGGAAAAAACUGCCAGCAGGAUCAAAGAAAAACUGGAAUCACGUGGUGGAUGCAAGGGCUGGACCCAGUCUUAAAACAACACUGAAACCAAAGAAAAUGAAAACUCUCUCUGGAAGCAGAAUAAAGAGCAAUCAAAUCAGCAAACUGCAAAAGGAAUUCAAACGGCACAGUAAGUGGACACAGAGUUUUAGGAAGGCAGUUUAUUGCCAAAGUAGCUAAUUGUUAAUUGGCCUAAUUAGAUACUGUCCAAUGCAGUCGGUGGUGGUUGGUUGGUUUGUUUGUUUUAAAUGAGAAAAUAUUUGUUUAUAUAAUCCUUUGC
Trachemys scripta elegans is the source of this 1115-nucleotide messenger RNA. RefSeq names its product SIN3-HDAC complex-associated factor-like. Bases 611 to 1015 code for a protein of 134 amino acids. The transcript has 4 exons. The record is from RefSeq and is a predicted model, not a curated record. Gene Ontology annotation, biological process: negative regulation of cell migration. Lineage: Eukaryota; Metazoa; Chordata; Testudines; Emydidae.